AUCGUGAGUGGCUUACGACACUCAGUGAACACAAGGUGCUUCUGCAUGCACUGCCAGCGCACAACUCUGCUGUAAAGGGAGGGGAGCCUUUAUUUGAAGAAGCCGGCUUCUCUUCUGAGCAUCACCUCCCAGUAAAGUGAAUAAUCUAUAAGAAAGAAUGAAAAAUGUAGAAAGGGGCUAAAACACAAAAAAGAAAAGAAGGAACCCUCGCUGCAUUCUCAGACAGUCACUGAAUGAAUAGCAAGCUGUCUCCGAGGAUUUAAGGUCGCCCUGGUCACUGGUCACUUCAAGUGAUGGACAGUAAUUUGUGUUGACAGAUUGGAGGACUCAUUCGCAGAAAAGAGUUUUAAGGACUUUUUCCCUCCCUCUGAUCAUCACAUAGAGACAGGAGAGAGAGGAUAAAGCUCAUGCAUACAACCAGGGAAACUUGCAGUUUCUACAAGUCAGCUGAAAGCUACUUGGAAUCCUCUUUCAGCUGAAGAGAACUAAGACAUUGUAGGCUUGCCAGAUUUGUGUGUGAACUGAAAAAGGGACUGAAUUUGUACCACAGUGGGGUCUUUCUCAGAGUCGCACAUAAUUAGACCCACAAAGAGAGCAGCUGAAUAGAGCUUGUGUCUCUGGAAAUGGGUGAGUAAGAAAUCCUUUCAUAUGGUUCAUGAAGAAAGCUUUUUUUAUCCUCUCCUUUCUCUUUGGUAUCUGACAUGAACAAAGUAAUUUGCCUUUUAUUACUAUUCAUUCUUUAAUUUUGUUGUUGUGGCAGGACUCCUCCUUGCUGAAAAGCAGAAAGCAUUUUGGAUGGGAGUUUAUAAAAAUGAUGUAGAAUUUCAAAGAUUCAAUGGACUUUUUCUCUGAUAGAUCUAGGAAUAUUCAUGCUAAUGGAUUUCCUUUUUAUUGGUCUAUACCUAAAGUGGCUGCUAAGAAAGCCCCCAGGAUUGAUACUGUGCACACUGGGCAUCUUUUUAAAAAUGUUUCCAGUUGCGGAGAGUAUGUGUCCGAAGAUGUGUCGGUGUGAUGGCAGGCUAUUAUACUGCGAGUCUUUGAAUUUGACAGAGAUACCUCGCAACCUCUCGGGUAUCAUGGGCUUGUCUCUGCGGUACAACAGCCUUUCAGAGCUGCGUGACGGACACUUUGUGGGGUUAAUGCAGCUCACAUGGCUCUAUCUGGAUCACAAUCACAUCUUCACUGUGGAGGAGAAUGCUUUCCAGAGGCUGCGCAGGAUGAAAGAGCUCAUUCUCAGCUCCAACAAGAUUGAGACCCUCCCCAACACCACUUUCAGCCCCAUGCCCAACCUGCGUAAUGUGGAUUUAUCUUACAAUAACCUACAGGUAUUGGAGCCAGAGCUUUUCCAUGGCCUUAGGAAGCUAACCACUUUACACUUGCGGUAUAACACACUCAAGUUUGUGCCAGUGAGGAUUUUCCAGGAUUGCCGUAGCAUGCAGUUUCUAGAUUUGAGCUACAACCAGCUGCAAAGCCUGGCUCGGAACUCUUUUGCAGGAUUGUUUAAGCUUACUGAGCUGCACCUUGAGCACAACAAACUGGUGAAAGUCAACCUCGCCCACUUCCCCAGACUUAUCUCCCUGAGAUCCCUGUACAUGCAUAGAAAUAAAGCAACCAUCGUGGUUAACACGCUAGACUGGACAUGGAAUUUUCUAGAAAAAAUAGACCUUUCAGGGAACGAGAUUGAAUACAUUGAACCUCACGUUUUUGAAGCUGUGCCUAACCUGAAAUCCCUGCAAAUAGAUUCCAACAGGCUAACCUACAUUGAUCAAAGAAUCUUAGACUCCUGGACAUCCCUCACCAGCAUCAGCCUGUCGGGGAACAUAUGGGACUGUGGCAGGAAUGUGUGUUCUCUGGCAUCCUGGCUAAGCAACUUCCAGGGCCAGCAUGAUAAUACCUUACUGUGCGCCACCCCUGAAUACACACAGGGUGAGGAUGUUCUAGAUGCUGUCUAUGCAUUCCAGCUCUGUGAAGAUCCAAUAGAUGUCACAGCCUAUACAGAUACAUACACAGCAACCAAGGAUAGGGAAGAUGUUUAUAGUGAUGAAGGACCCACCAUAACACCUUAUAACAUGCAGGAUAUAGAAGGGGAACUGGUGACUGAUUCAUUUACAGUGACAACGGUUAAUGAGAACCUUGAAAACACUAUGCACAUCCAUAAGGUAGUCACAGGGACAAUGGCGCUCAUUUUCUCCUUCCUCAUUAUUGUGUUGAUGUUGUAUGUUUCCUGGAAAUGCUUUCCUGCCAGCCUGCGACACCUGAGGCAAUGCUUCACCACAAAACGCCGCAAGCAGAAGCAGAAACAGACCAUGCAGCAAAUGGCUGCCACAUCUGCCCAGGAGUACUACGUAGAUUACAAACCCAACCACAUUGAGGGCGCUCUGGUCAUCAUUAAUGAGUACGGAUCUUGCUCCUGUCACCAACACCCAUCAAGAGAGUGUGAAGUGUGACGCAAUGCUGGAAUUAAAAUGAACAUUCUUUGCACUGCACUGCGUAGGACCAACAGAGACUGUGAAGAUGGAUUUACUGUUCUCAAAACAGCUGCUGAGGGACCUGUUGACGUGACGUGAGUGGGGCUGUGUAGUUUUUUUUGUUUGUUUGUUGGUUUCCCACAAAACAAAAAUGAAUAUUUGAGCUUUAAUGUGUCUUUCAACUUCAGGAUAUUUGAACAUCAAUGGACAGCUGAUCAGAAUUGUUAUUAUCCCUUCUGUGUAAAAUCUGUUAAGCAGACAUGCAUAAGUCAACAAAGAUGCAAGCUAUCCUAUUUCUUUUGUAAACUAAAAUGUUUAAAUAAAAUGUUAUUUACAGUAUCCUAGUCUUUAGAAGUUUUUAACUUAUAUGAGCACUUAUUAUUUCCACCAUCAUGAAAUACUGCUUUUGAAAUGGAAGGCUGGUGAAUUACUUUCUUAGUGCUGCCCUUGAUUUAAGUCUUUUUAACUGCAAUACAUUUCCAUAUGGGCAACUGCAAUCUAAAAAUGUUGGGGGGAUAUAGUGCAUCACAUUUUGAUAUUCUACUUAUCUUUGUAAAUUCAAUGAGAUGUACCCAUAUAAUGAAUUGAGAGCAUAAGUGGUGAAUCAUUUUUUUCCAAUUACAUCUCAAACAGAAGAACAUGUAAUCUACAAAAGUGAAGAUGCUUAUCUUGAAAUUUAGUAAUGUCAUGAUUGUGUCACAUAAUCAGGUUUACAUUAAUAUAAGCUGCCUCCUCACGGCAAGAGAAAACAAAACAAAACAGUUCAAUCAAUGAAAACAGAUAAUGGAUAUUACAUCUUGUUAUCUGGGCUUAAAAUCUAUUUUGCCUUAUGCUAGAAAAAGGCACACAUAAAUUCAG
Molecule: messenger RNA, 3326 nt
Organism: Polyodon spathula (Mississippi paddlefish)
Lineage: Eukaryota; Metazoa; Chordata; Actinopteri; Acipenseriformes; Polyodontidae
Product: leucine-rich repeat transmembrane neuronal protein 1-like
Exons: 1
Coding region: 870-2447 (525 amino acids)
Cellular component (GO): plasma membrane
Molecular function (GO): protein binding
Source: RefSeq, a predicted model, not a curated record